Molecule: messenger RNA, 612 nt
Organism: Gryllus bimaculatus (two-spotted cricket)
Lineage: Eukaryota; Metazoa; Arthropoda; Insecta; Orthoptera; Gryllidae
Source: the annotation of a GenBank genome assembly
AUGGCGUUGGCGACCCGCGCGCUGCUCCUGCUUCUGGCGGCCAUCGCUGCGCUCGCCCCCAGCGCCCCAGCGGCAGCCGAAUCUGGAGUCAUCAGCAAUGUCGGCGUAACCCACAGUGUUGGAAAAGAAGUCCACACAGGUUUGGGCGUUGGAUCAAGUGUUGCAGCAGGUACUCAUGUGGAUGCUGCAGCUGGUGUUAACGUGGGUACUGGAGUUGGCUUUGGAGCCGGAGUGGGAGUUGGUGUUGGAGUUGGCGCAGAUUCUUACGCUACAGCGGAAACUGGAAUCAUCAACAAUGUCGGAAUAACCCACACUGUUGGACAAGAAGUAGGCGCCGGUUUGGGCGUUGGAUCAAGUGUUGGAGCAGGUACCAAUGUGGAUGCGGGAGCUGGUGUCAACGUAGGUACUAGUGUUGGCGUUGGGGCUGGAGUGGGAGUUGGUCUUGGAGUUGGCACUGAUUCCCAUGCUACAAUCAAACCUGGAGUCAUUGGCCACAUCGGGGUGUCUCAAACAAGUAGCAAACUACACAUACGUAGUCAGUUGUCAGAAUGGGCUUGCAGACAAAUGAUGUGCAGCCGCGAAGGCAGUAUAGUGCAGCAGUGUAAACAGUAG